Molecule: messenger RNA, 2222 nt
Organism: Syngnathus typhle (broad-nosed pipefish)
Lineage: Eukaryota; Metazoa; Chordata; Actinopteri; Syngnathiformes; Syngnathidae
Gene: gjc2
Product: gap junction protein gamma 2
Exons: 2
Coding region: 253-1494 (413 amino acids)
Biological process (GO): cell communication
Cellular component (GO): connexin complex
Source: RefSeq, a predicted model, not a curated record
GUGUCAGAGUGGCGCGCAAACAAUGGAGGCCUUGACGGAGGCCUCCUCUGCUCUCCUGAGAGCGCUGCCUGUACUUGGUGGGGAUCGCUUUUGAUGAGAAAUGAGCCAUUGUCUCACUUGCUGUUGUCGUGUGCGAGCGCAGCGCGACAAUGCCACUGGACACUCGCUCAGCAUGCUCAUCCAUAAAACGUACAAAAGAUCGCCGCUCUAUCCAAGUGGACAGACUCUGGUUGAAAAGGUAGCGAGGGCAACAUGAGUUGGAGCUUUCUCACGCGUCUGCUCGAAGAGAUCCACAACCACUCCACCUUUGUGGGCAAAGUGUGGCUGACCGUGCUCAUCAUCUUCCGCAUCGUGCUCACGGCCGUCGGGGGGGAGUCCAUCUACUCGGACGAGCAGACCAAGUUCACCUGCAACACCAAGCAGCCGGGUUGUGACAACGUGUGCUACGAUGCCUUUGCGCCGCUCUCCCAUGUGCGCUUCUGGGUCUUCCAGAUCAUCAUGAUCUCCACACCCUCCAUCAUGUACAUGGGCUACGCGAUCCACAAGAUCGCUCGCUCCUCCGAGGUGGAGCGGCGAAGGGGUCGCAGGAUCCGCAAAAAGCCGCCGGCUCACUCGAGAUGGCGGGGAAGUCACCAUCUGGAGGACGUCUUGGAGGGGGAAGAUGACGACGCGGAGCCGAUGAUCUACGAGGACACGCUGGAGGGUCCCGAGUCCAGAACCGAGCUGGCGAAAGAGCAGCCGAAGCACGACGGUCGCCGAAGAAUCCUUCAAGAGGGGCUGAUGCGGAUCUAUGUUCUUCAGCUCUUGUCACGAGCCGUCUUUGAGAUUGCUUUCCUUGCGGGACAGUACCUCCUGUAUGGCUUUCAAGUUAGACCUUCCUUUGUGUGCAACCGGAUCCCCUGUCCGCACCGAGUGGACUGCUUUGUCUCCAGGCCCACUGAGAAAACAAUCUUCCUUCUCAUCAUGUAUGUCGUAAGCUGCCUCUGCCUCAUCUUGAACAUUUGCGAGAUGCUUCACCUGGGAAUCGGCACUUUUCGAGACACCCUGCACCUCAAGAGGAACCGGGGUCGGCGGAGUUUCGGCUACCCCUUCUCCCGCAACAUCCCCGCCUCCCCUCCCGGAUACAACCUUGUGAUGAAGACAGACAAGUCCAGCAGGAUGCCCAACAGUCUCAUCACCACCCACGAGCAGAACAUGGCCAACGUGGCCCAGGAGCAGCAGUGCACCAGUCCGGACGAGAAUAUUCCCUCCGACCUGGCGAGCCUUCACCGCCACUUGCGUGUGGCCCAGGAACAGCUGGACAUGGCCUUUCAGACAUAUCAAACGAAAAAUCACCAGCAGACCUCCAGAACCAGCAGCCCCGUGUCCGGGGUGACCAUGGCGGAGCAAAAUCGUGUCAACAUGGUUCAGGAGAAGCAAGGUGCCAGGCCCAAGUCAGCCACGGAGAAAGCAGCCACCAUUGUAAAAAAUGGAAAAACUUCUGUCUGGAUCUAAAAUAUUUUCUAUUUUAACAGUUCUGUAUUAAGGACUGCACUUGAAGACCUGCGCUACUUUGGACAACAAUCAGAAUAUUUUAAGGAUUACAGAACAUAGCGGAGAAAACUGUCUAGAAUUGUCUUUGUUAUCUCCCAGUGUCAUUUUGUGCUUUAACAUGCAACUAGUUGGUUGUCUCUAACUUGACUAAACAGAAACCAAGAGUGUUACGAGCAAUUCAUUGACUGCUGCCAAGCUGGAUUUAUUAGCCGAAUUGUUUUGGUUUUGAUUGUUUUUGGAAAGAAGGGUAGAAUAUGAAUGGGUUUGACUUUGAUACUAUGUAUAGUAUGAAUGAGUGUUGCUGGAACCAGAUUACAUGUGACAUAUUUUGAGAAAGAAUCAUUACGUUCCUGAAUGCUCUCCUGCUAACAGAACCAUUCGUUUUCAGUCACUGCAUGACCCCCCCCCCCCUUACACACACACACACAAAAAAUCACAUUUUAAAAGCAAGAUAAAUUGUUAUUUAUACCGUCAUUUUGCUAUCUAAAGGAGAUGCAUGCUUUACAUAGGUUACAAUAGAGAACCCACCUUUAGCAAAGAAACUACAGAUCCUUAUGUUGUGCUUUUAAAAUGGAUUUUAACGUUUAAUCCUGCCUUCACGUUUAUCAUUCAUCAAAGUGCCUCAAACUUUUCAAGACUGUUCUUGUAUUUUCCUCUGGAAAAGAAAAUAAAGUUAUUGGUUAACUCUG